AUGUCAAGUUACAUACCAAAUUCAGAAAAUGGAAGACAUUCAGCUCCAAUGCUAUACUUAAGAGAGCCUCUACAAGAUUCAUACUCGUCGGAAUCACCAAUUCUCGCCGGAAAUGUGAUGAUGUAUAUGAAUUUUUCAUCAGCUUCAGCCGGAGAGUUUUCAGGUUCACUGACCAGAAAUUCCCAGCAGCCUCACAACACCUGCAUUGACAUUCCCAACGUCGGAGUUCAUGAUUCCAGUGUUGUCUCGCAUCAAGAAUUCCUCUCGAGCAUGGGGGAGCCAUGGAGAGAUGGUCGGAAUCAUGAAAUGGUGUUAAUGGAUCAAAUGGGUAGUCGGAAUUUGCAAGGGCAAGGUCAGGGGAAGGGACUAUCACUGAGUCUUGGUUCCCAUCCCGGAAUCCAGUUCCAUUCCAGUGAUUACCAGAAUCCCAACCUGGGUUUCUCUUCGUUUCUAAGUCCUGAUUCCGUGGUCGAAAAUAGCAGUAAGGAUGUUUCUCCCUAUGGAAUCGGGAACGUUUCAAGGGCGAUUUCUGAUUCCAAGUACCUAAAAGCAGCACAACAACUGCUUGAUGAGAUCGUUAAUGUUGGUAAAGCUCUCAAACAACAUAAUUCUAGGAAAGAAUCCACGGAUGAUUCAAAAGGGGUCGAUGGUGAAUCGAAGAACGUAAAUCAACAAGAAUCGAACGAAUUCUCGGCUGCAGAAAAACAAGAUUUUCAAAACAAGAUGACGAAGUUGAUCUCUAUGCUAGAUGAGGUUGAUAGAAGGUACAAACAGUACUACCAUCAAAUGCAGAUUGUUGUAUCGGCAUUCGACGUGAUUGCCGGAUGCGGGACUGCUAAGCCGUACACAGCGCUUGCUCUCCAAACGAUUUCACGCCAUUUCCGCUGCUUGAGAGACGCAAUAAACGGCCAAAUAAAAGAGGCUCAGAGAAGUCUUGGUGAGACUGAUUCCACCACAAACGGAAAAGGAGUUGGGAUUUCCAGGCUUCGGUUUGUGGAUCAGCAGCUCAAGCAACAGCGAGCUCUUCAGCAGAUCGGUAUGAUGCAACAACAUACUUGGAGACCACAAAGAGGGCUUCCUGAAAACUCUGUGUCGAUUCUUCGUGCUUGGUUGUUUGAGCAUUUUCUGCACCCAUAUCCUAAAGAUUCUGACAAGAUCAUGCUAGCAAGACAAACAGGCUUGACCAGAAGUCAGGUCUCAAACUGGUUCAUAAAUGCACGAGUUCGUCUAUGGAAGCCAAUGGUGGAAGAAAUGUACAAAGAGGAAGCUGGAGAUGCUGAAAUGGAGUCAAAUUCUUCAUCAGAAAUGGCACCCAAAGACACAGAAGGCAAUAGAAAGACUUCAGCUGAUCAAGGAGAAGAUAAGAACCAGAGUACUGCAGCCUCUUCUGCAUUCGACUCAAAAUCAUUUAAUCAAGCUCACAACACUGAAAUGGUAGGAACCAGCACUGACUCAGAUUUCCAAAACAUGAUGCUUCAGUCUAACAGAGGUGAACGUGAGAGGCUUGUGGCGGCAUAUCAGAUGCAGCGAAGAUUUGGAAAUCGGAAUGGAGGUGGGGUGUCACUUACACUAGGCUUACAAAACUGUGAAGAUGGUAGCUUACCACCAAUGGCUUCUAUUGGAAGCCAUAAUCACAGUUUUGUUGAUGUAAGAGGUGGCGGAGGUGGCGGAGGUGGUAGUGGUGGUCGUGGUGUGUAUGACACUGCCACAGGCUCAUCGGUGGAGGCAGAGACAAUCGAUUUCGAUUGUGUGGAUUCAAGUAACCGACAACAAAGGUUUGGCUCUUCUCACUUGCUACAUGAUUUUGUAGCAUGAGAGAAGAAUGGUGGCUUUAUGCAAAUGACCAUUUUGUUAAAAUUCUUGAUCUAUUAUCAAGUAGUGUGGAGCACAAACUAUAUGUAUAAUUGUAAAGAUAAGAUGCAUAUAUUUUUUUUCGGU
Molecule: messenger RNA, 1938 nt
Organism: Cynara cardunculus var. scolymus (artichoke)
Lineage: Eukaryota; Viridiplantae; Streptophyta; Magnoliopsida; Asterales; Asteraceae
Product: BEL1-like homeodomain protein 7
Exons: 4
Coding region: 1-1815 (604 amino acids)
Biological process (GO): regulation of transcription by RNA polymerase II
Molecular function (GO): DNA-binding transcription factor activity, RNA polymerase II-specific; RNA polymerase II cis-regulatory region sequence-specific DNA binding
Source: RefSeq, a predicted model, not a curated record